AUGGCAGCCUUAAUCAGAUUAGCAAUUCUUCUAGGAGCGCUAGUCUCAGCAGCCACCCCCAUUACUUAUCCUGUAAGGAACCAAAACCAUGAACUUCUUGAUGCCAUUGCAGAGAUGCAAAGAGCCAACUACUUCACCUUUGUCACCCUAAUCAACAUGGUCUCUCUUGACCAAAGAAUCCAAACCAAUGUCACUUUCUUGAUGCCCAAUGACCGGAUGUUAUCAAGGACUUUGAUGCCACAAGGCACUGUUUUUGACUUCUUACUCCGCCAUUCAAUCCCAUCACCUCUGCUUUUUGAUUAUCUGCAGCAUAUCCCUACAGGUUCUAUCAUACCUAGUUCAUUGCCUGACUACAUGCUCAAAAUCUCAAACAAUGGUAGGAGAAAUUUCUCUCUGAACAAUGUGAAAAUCAUUAGCCCAAAUAUUUGUUCAGCAGGGUCUUCCAUUAGGUGCCAUGGCAUUGAUGGAGUUUUGUCACUAAAAGUGAUGCCAGAGAAUAAUUACACUUCUCCCCCCUCACCUUCUUGCUCUAACAGCUCAAGUCCUCCUGUUGCAGAGGCUAAAGCACCAGCUCCAUCUUUACCAUUGCCGGCAACACCAAUUGGUGAACUUAGUCCUACUCCAGCAACUGCCCCAACUCCAACUCAACCAAAUGCCAGGCCACACAAUUCAGGGUCUUCUCCAUGGUUGUCUCAUGGAGGAAUAUUGAAAUUCUUUGUGACCUGUGUGAUGGUGCUAAUAGUGGGGUCUAUCUAG
Molecule: messenger RNA, 756 nt
Organism: Quercus robur (English oak)
Lineage: Eukaryota; Viridiplantae; Streptophyta; Magnoliopsida; Fagales; Fagaceae
Product: FAS1 domain-containing protein SELMODRAFT_448915
Exons: 1
Coding region: 1-756 (251 amino acids)
Source: RefSeq, a predicted model, not a curated record